AUGGGGUCCUUCAUUUCGCGUGCUGCGCGCGGCUGUGAUGUGCCGGUUGCCUUCCUCAGUCUUCUCUUAGAGCACGACCACCUCGACGACCUUCUUCGCUGCUGUCAGUUCUCCCUCUCGCUUCCUCGCGCGCCACGUUUGCGCAGCGGCGCUCCGCUGGCGCCCUCGGCUUGCCGGUCUUCCCUGGCUUCUUCGCUGGAGUCUUCUGUCUUCUCCGCCUCGCGCGGCUCCGCCGAGGCUGCGCCUGCGGACGCUCUCGCGCCCGGCUCCCGCGCGAGCGCCUUGGACGCCUCGUUGGGCCUCCUCGUCUCUCUGGGUGCGCACACGUCUGUGCCCGUCUCCACGCCUUCUGCGUCUCCUUCUGUCGCUUUCGCGAGCGGAGAGGCCGCGAAGGCGCAUGCGCUGCCAUGGAGCGACGAGCGCAGCAUUGCAGAGAGCCUCGCGCUCGCCAUCGUUUCGCAUCUGCAUCGGCGUAUGUGCCUGCUUCCAGACGCCCUGGGAGAGGCGCGGGGCGAAAGCACCGAGAAGAAACGCGUGCAGCUCGACGUCCUCGUCAAAGCCCACGUCCAACUCGGCCUUACGAGCGAACUUGCCUCGCUGCUGCAAGAGGAAGCGUUCCGCUGCAUGGAGUGCAUCGGCCGAGACAUUGACGUUCUUUACUCCGAGGCCGGGGAAGACUGUCUCCUCCUCACUCUCCAGCUUUUCUUGGAGAGCUCGCGUUUCUUCCUGGCGGCGGGGUGCCUGCAGCUGCAUCUGACUGUGAAUCGCUUGGCGGCGCUGGUGGCGCUCCAGUUGAAGGCGGUGGAGUUUUUUCUUUCGCUGCGUUGUCUGGCGCGGAAAGUUCGCGAACACGACCUCGCGCGCCGCGCGCGAAUUCUCCGACUUCUCGAUCGCGUGCCGCGGCCAAGUUCCGCCGGCGCCGCCGAGACGCCGGCUGUCUUCUGCGGCGACGAGGCCACUAAGCGCGAGCCAAGGCAAAGCGCGGAUGCGCCGCCGGUCUCUCGCACCGCCUUGACGAGAGACGCGUUCGAGGGAGGAGUCGGGGGGCAAGACGGCAGCGCGUGGCUCGAGGGAGGCGCGGCCUCCAACGUCUCAGAGCUCGCGCCUUCGUCCCAGACUCCGCCUCUAGGCGACCUCGUUCAGACGCUCCUGUUUGAACUCAGCUGCGAAGAGGCGACGAUGCGGAGCGCCGACGCGACUCAGCUGGAGGAGGCCAGGGAGGCCUCUGGUGGCGCUCCUUCGCUUGCCUCUUGCGCCGCUAGAGACGCCGGCAUCUGGGAGAGGAGGCCGGAGCGCGGCCGCGCUGCACUCUUUGCCUCGUCCGGCACCAGCGGCGGCUUUCAGCAGACGCGGAGGGACAGCUUGGCGCGCCGAGGCUCUCUCCCGUCGCUGCAGAGCGGCGAGCGCACGAGCUCCGGGGUUCAGCCAGGGGGGGCAGGAAGAAUGGGCGCGGGAGACUACCGCCAGUGCGAUAAGGUCCGCUGUGAAGGCGCUGUAGACGACGAUGACGGCCGCACCAUCACCGCCCUGCUGGCGCGCGAGAAAGGCGCCGGCGACACGCUCCUGAGUCCCUUCAAGGUCGUUCACCUGUCGCUUAAGGAAGUUCUUCUCUUCAUCGAAGUCCAUCCCGACGCCAUGGCGAGCGUCAUCGUCGCAAGAGCCUACGACCACAUCUACGGCGGCGUCGUGAACGCGGCGUGGCCUCGGGCAAUUUUUCGGCACUGCGUCCUCCGCGGCGACCCGCACUAUCGAGAGCAGCUGCAGAGCCUCGGGGGCGGGGGUCGCGCGCCGCCCGGGGGGGCUUCUCGGCGCGCCGGCGCGGCUCCAUUUGUCGCCGAGCAGGCGGCCGAAGGCGCGCGAAGCAGAACCCCGCCUCCGUCGCAGAGCGACGCUGGAGACAGCGCUGAGGAAGGGGAGAGGCGCUGCCACGGGAGGAGAUCCGCGUGCGCGGUAGCCGAGUCCAGUUUGUGGAAGACGGGGGGCUUUGGGAACGAAAUCAUGGCCGCGGUCGUGCGCCUUUUUCUAGCCGAGUUCGGCGGGGGAGGCGCGGACCCGGAGAAGGCGGCGUCGUCGCCCGCGUCUCUUCAGCAGGGCGGCGAGUCGUCCAGCCCACGAGGCGAGGGAGACUCCGCACGCGGAAGACCGAGAAAAAUUGCAGAAAGUUCUUCAGGUCUCGUGCUCGUCGCCCUCGACGCCCGACACGCAGAGAGAGACCUGCAAGGCGAGAAAGCGUCUCCGCGGCACCCGGCGGCGGUCAAUCGAGACGCCCAGGACGACAGCGGAUGUAACGAGGACAAGCGGCUCUCUGGACGAGGCGGCGCGGCGGAGUCUGCAGUCUGGCAAACAGCAGACGGACACCGAGCGGCUCCCAUGGUUGGGGAGGCUUCCAACAUCGGCGGCCAACGCCGAGGUUUUGGGGGUCGCCAGGUGCAGGGCAGCCCCCAGGGGACUUCGAAGCAGGAAGAGAGCCGGGCCCGAGGGUCCGGCGCGGUCGCGGUGUGGGCCUCAUCGGCGGUUGGCGACGAAGGAGACACCGCGCGGUGGACAGAGACAGAGUCUGGAAAUGGCGAUUUGCCCCAGGCGGCCCUCGACUUGCGAGGCCGGAGACGUGGCGAGGGCCUGGACAGCGCCUCGCCCUCUUCGUCUCCCGCGGGGUGGCGCGAGAGGCCUCGGCUCGAGGAGGGCAGCCAAGGAUCUGCGCCAGGCGCAGGGCGGACGUCGUCGUCUCGUGGCGACGAGGGCGCGUCGCCCUCCUCCCCCUCCGUGGCGACAGGCUGUGGCGAGCGGCGCGUGGCUGCAGACGUUCUGCGGGCUCGCUUCCUUGGAAAGAACGUCGACCUCGGCCUCCCUGCCGUCGCAGGCGUCCAGGAGUACGCUGUCGACGCCCGUGCCGGGUCGCCAGGCGUGUCUCCGCGCGCUGCCGCCUCCCCCGCCCCUCCGCCGCGCGCCUCCUUUUUCACCGCGGCUGCCGACUUUGACUUCGGCGUCUACACCUUCCGGCCCUCGGGCGUCUUGGGCGAGAUUCGCCGCGCGUGCGCCGCGGGGCGGGCCCCGGCCGAGGCGGAGACGCUCGCCGAGGAAAUCGGCGAGAAAUUUCGAGACCGGUGCGUGAGCAGCAUGAAGGAUCUCCUCGUCCACGGCGUAGAAAACCUCGAACUCCGGCUCCAGUUUUGCCGUCUGCUCGGGCCGUCCUUCGCGGACGUGACAGCAGAGACCUGCGAGAUCGUGGACGACGCCUCGCUGUAUCCUCCCGCAGGGUUUCUCCGCGUGCACGGGCGACUCAACCGCAUGGCGGCGGGCGCCGGCGAGGCGCCGCAGCCCUCAGCCAGUGCGGGCGGGCCUGCGGACCGAGGCGCGAGUGCCCAGGCUGCACAGAAAGAGGGCAAGAAAAGCGGCGCGCAACCUCCGGCCGCCGCCGACGGGCCUGCGGCGUGGUCCGACACGCGCACUAGCGUGGAGGCCUAG
Messenger RNA from Besnoitia besnoiti, 3465 nucleotides. RefSeq lists its product as uncharacterized. Lineage: Eukaryota; Apicomplexa; Conoidasida; Eucoccidiorida; Sarcocystidae. The record is from RefSeq and is a predicted model, not a curated record. The transcript has 5 exons. Bases 1 to 3465 code for a protein of 1154 amino acids.